AGUUUUAACACUUUAUAUUUUAUUUUAGAAAACUAAAACCAUCGUGUCAGAAUGUGAAGAUGUACCCCGUAAUAAAUGAAUGGAUUAAAAAUUCAGUUUAUAUUUUCUUUAUUUUUCUGAUUUGGUGCCAUACAGGAAACUCGUUUAUCCGCAACUUCACUGGCGACACCAACUUAAAAUCGUUCGUUUGGGAUGGAAUGUAUCAGGUUUUUUAUGUUGGAGGAAUCGAUACAUUGUAUCAGACAUCACAGAGUUUGGAACUUGAAAACAAAUUUGUUUAUAACCAAACAUCUACAGCAGUACACAACAACCCAUGCAAUGGACCUGACUGUCAAAAUCAGGAAAAUGUUAUCGAAUUGCUCUUAGUGGACACUGAUAACCAAUUAGUAAUAUCAUGUGGCACAGCCAAUGAUGGUAUGUGUCAUCACCACGCCUUGAAUAAUAUUCUUAAUGCAGUUGCUGUCACCGGCACUUACAAUAAUUCAAACCAUAUUGUAAGUUUAUCUGGCAGUACGUAUGGGUUGAUGGCACCGGGUCCAGCUGGUAGAAAUGUGUUUUAUUUUGGAAGAACUAUCGAUGAUAAUAUUCCUUAUGAAUAUCAACAGUCUGUGUCUAGCAAAGUUUGGAAUAGCGAGUUAAAUGGGUUUCAUCUUACCGAAAAUACUACAACACAACAUUUAAAACUAGUAUCCCAUAUAACUGUUCAUAAAACACAUGCGAGAAACUACAAGAUUCAGUAUAAAUAUGGCUUCAGCUACAAUGGAUUUACCUACUUUGUUACCAACCAAAAUAAGAACUUAAAUGCACCGCGGUUACAAAUACGCUUGGUUAGAGUUUGCCAAAGAGAUGAAGCUUUUUAUAGUUAUUCCGAGAUUAAACUGUUAUGCAAAGGAACAAGAGCAAAAUUCAAGUUUAGUAACAUACUAGAUGCACACCUGACUAAAAUCAGCACAGAUUGGAUAACAAGGAAAAGAUUAGACCCAAAUAUAUCAAACCAUACCUUUCUUUUUAUCCUUGCCAAAGAUGAACACAAGCAAUCAACCUCUCUGUGUUCAUACAGCAUGAAAGAUAUUGAGUUAGAGUUCAAGAAGUCUAUAACGGACUGUCAAUUUAACCCUAGUCGCGAGGCUGGUCUUGAAUUUUUGUACGAAAAGGGAAGUGUUACCAAAAAGUGUUCGUACAAGCCCACAAGUGCACCAGUUACCUUGUGUGCAAGACCAGCUCAGAGAAAUACAGUGCACAACAUUUAUUCUAAGGAUCCAGUCCAAUCACAGAAUGUGCUUAUAUACCAGAAUGAACAAAAUGCUCACCUUAGAUCAAUGACUGUGUUUUCUUUUGGCACCAAGACCGUCUCUGCCAUAGGAACUAGUUCCGGCGAGCUCAUUUUUUACCACAUUGGUGCCUUACGUAUCCAGGAUAUCUUAAAUAUCACUCUGCAAAUAUCAAAACAUCCAAUUGUAAAGGUGGAAUACAUUGAAGCCAAGCAAUUGAUUGUUGCUAUGGAUGAAACAUCACUUUAUAGUAUAUCAUUGAAAGAGGUGUGCGAGAGCAUAACAUCAUGCAGAGAAUGUGUUCGAAACAACUUCCUCUGUGAAUAUUGCAGCGAUGAGAUGAAAUGUUCUUCCAAGUCCCAAUGUCAUGGUAAUGAAAUAAAUAUUUGUCGUCCAAUUAUUUUUGAUUUUUCUCCAAAAUCUGGACCAUGGCAGGGCAACACUGUCAUUACAUUCACGGGAGAAGGCUUAGGUCACAGUACUCCACGGUUUGGUAAAAACACAACAUGGAAUGUCACUAUCGGGGAACUAGGAAUUUGCAGUGCUGUUGGGGAAGAAUUAUACAAUCAGUUUCAGUGCUCUACAAAUCAGGUUAACUUAACGAAUCAAAAUAUAUCUUCCAAGAUUUCAAUGUUUGUGUAUUCACCACUUCCACAAACCAACGUGGGCAAGGAGUAUUACCGGAUCCAGGGUGUUGCCAACAGUUCAACAGAAUUUUCUUUUUUGGAUGUCUCAGUAUCCAGCUUCCAACCAAAUUUUGGUCCAAAAUCUGGUGGUACGACUCUAAAUAUUCGAGGCAAAAAUCUUCACACAGGGUCCAACGUUGGGGUUACUGUUGCCGGCAUUGACUGUCAAGUGACAGCUAGAAACAGAAAUACAAUUUUGUGUGUCACAAGUGGGAGCAAAAGGAGUAAACGGGAAAUUAAUGAUGGAAAUGUUACAGUUACAAUAGAUGGGACACAAUGGACUGCUGAAGGGACAUUCAUCUACAAAACGGAUCCUCAAAUAACCUCACUAAAGAUCACCACGUUAAAAAGAGGUGGACUUAACGUAAAAGUAGAAGGAAAAAAUCUCGAUUCAGUUUCGAGCCCAACAGCUGUGAUACAAAUUUCCGACGUCACACGAGAUGUUCCUUGUAAAGUGAUAAAUAGCAAACACAUGAAAUUUAUCAGCCCAGCAUUUCCUGAGGUCUACGAUUUGAAACGAACAGUAAAAGGAGUUAUUGCUUUCAAGAUGGAUGGUGUUUCUCAACAAUUAGAUUACGAAGCUUGUAACGAACCGGUCAUUUACUCGUUCAAUUCAACCAACCAAGAAGUUAGACACGAGGAAGAAGAUGAACUUUCAGUUUUAAUAUCAGGUGUUAACUUGCUGCUUGGAUGCCAGAAGUCUGAUUAUACAGUGAUGGUGGAAGAUAUUCCAUGUGAUUCUAUCAACUUUAUCUUGGAAAAAGGGAAAAGAGAUCAAGAUAUUAUCUGUCUUGUUCCACAAGAAGCACAAGAUAUAGGAAAUCUACUCAAUGUAACGGUUCAUCUUGGAAGAAACAUCCUAUACAACCCAGGUGUAAUGGACACCACUCCACCACCAAAACCUGUAUCAAUCGCAGCAAUCAUUGUGCCUGUACUUCUAGGGAUAAUUGUAAUUCUUGUUGUGGUCAUGAUAAUUGUGUGCAAGCGUAGAAAUAAGAAAGAAGAGACUGCUGUUGCCUACUCUGCCAAUCCUGUGAACAAUUACCAUGGCAACAGCAUAAGAAACAAUGAGCGUCUUCCCCUGAUCAGUUCCGCUUCCAUCUCAGAGCAACUUUCGCCACAAAUCCUCCAAGAGAUGAGUUCUGUGUUGAUAUCACGCAACAAGUUAAUGGUUGACAAGGAGAAUAUUAUAGGCAAAGGCCAUUUUGGGACAGUGUACAAUGGUGAAUACAUCACCUCGGAGAUAAGUAAACUGAAUGGGAAUCCCAUUAAAAGAAAAGUGGCGAUCAAAACCCUUUCAAAAAUUGAAGACACAGAAUCUGUGGAAAAGUUUCUUAAAGAAGGUUUAAUGAUGAGCGAUUUUCACGAUGAAAACGUCCUCACGCUCAUCGGGAUCAGUUGGGAUGAUGACGGAGCUCCAAUGGUUGUCCUCCCGUACAUGAUGCACGGAGAUCUACUUCAGUUUAUACGAAAACCAUCCAACAAUCCUACAGUAAAGGAUCUGGUUGGGUUUGGGUUGCAAGCAUGCAAGGGGAUGUGUUAUCUUGCAUCACAACGAUUUGUUCAUCGAGAUUUAGCUGCAAGGAACUGUAUGUUGAAUGAGACAUAUGUUGUGAAGGUGGCAGACUUUGGUUUGGCACGUGAUAUUUACGAGAAGGAGUAUUACAAGCCACACGAACAUGCUGGAAGGAUGCCUGUUAAGUGGAUGGCACUUGAGAGUCUUCAACAGCAAACUUUCACCAUCAAGACCGAUGUCUGGUCAUUUGGUAUUUUACUGUGGGAGCUUUUGACUAGAGGUGUCACGCCUUAUCCAGAUGUGGAUGCGUUCGAUGUUGUCAACUACAUACUUGACGGACGUCGUUUACGUCAGCCACAGUAUUGCCCGGAUCCUUUGUAUGAACUCAUGCUCAGUUGUUGGCAUCCGUUGCCUGAAACAAGACCAGAUUUUGUGACGCUUGUACGAAAAAUCGAGCAAAUAUAUGGAGAAAUACAUGGGGUGCAUUAUCCAGGUCUCGAUGUGAACUACAUAAAUGUAAUGGAUGUUCAUCCUUACCCAUCACUGGUUCGAACAUCAGAAAGCAGAAGCACGGGUGGUAGCAUGGUACAAGAUGUCUUCAGUCCUGGUCCCCGUACCCCUGUUAGUGGUGGAUCAUUAGACAGGGGAGGAGUAAGUUCAGUCCCUCCACCUCGUAACCGUGCAAUGACUAUUGAACAACCUGACCAUUCACCAGUGUUUUUUAAGUCUCGCACAGUUGAUUCUUCACCAGCAAUAUCUCCACUUACCCGAUCAUUUGACCAUGGAGACGAUUUAUCCACAGAUGAAGAAGGUUACCUUCUUCCAAGUCAAUCUAAAAAGGGGAAAACCCCUGUACCCCUGGGUAAACUGCGUACUCACCCAAACAUGCAAAAAGCAAGUGAAACAGACACAGACGGCUAUCUUUUACCACAGAAAUCUGUUGAAGAGAAAGAAUCUCCUCGUACUCCAAGGCAAUACAGUGAAGCUACACCACCAACACGGCCACGCCCACUCCCACGCACACCUAAUCAACCAAUCACACCUUCUCCAUUGACUAAAACUGGAACAAAUGGCACAAACACCCAACCUCUUGUUCCACGUAAAACAAGCAAGACAAGCCCCCCUGGUGCAAACUUGGACAAUAUCACAUACUUUGAAUCUCCGUUGAGUGAACCUUCCGCUGAAAAUAACCGCAACAGGUCUGCCACCGACCCAAUUAGUCCUUCCUACAUCCCUAUGAGCAACAAUGGAGCUACUGCCGAAUCACCGAAAAUGUAUCUUCCUAUGCGUUCCAACACAGUCAAUACUUGACCAGAGUCACAAGCAUAUUCUACUGCUUGAAGUUGGGCAUAUUUUGGAGGAAUGGUGGAAAUAUGAAACUGUUUUGAUUUGAUGUAUCUUUGAGGACACACUGCCCAAAACACAGCUGCAAGAAUGUUGUUCUGACUUCAUGUGUCUCCACAGAUGCAGUGUGAGUUAGUAGUAACGUUUUGUACAUUUUUAUAGAUGCAAGGUGCUCUGUGGUACUUUAUGAUAUUAGCUUUUAAACUAACCUAUCAACAUGUAUUGUAAUGUAUUUCAUUGUCUUUUUUACGAAUUUUAAACACAUAUGCUGUAAAUUUCGAGAAAAUCACUUCACAUACAAUCCUUUUUAUACAUGAAUUUACUCUUUAAUAAUGUAAAGACUUCACUUAUGCCUUCCAAUUCAUUUAUUUUAAUUAAAAUUAUAGUUUCUGUUCAGUUUUGGUGCAGUAAAAUUUCAAAUUUUAUUUUAUAAUCGAUUGUGUUAGCUCUACGAGAUUUGUACUAAAAGUAGAGGUGCAUUUUAAUACCUUUUCAUGGAAGAUCUUCUGUAUAGUUGGUUUACUGGCUUGUGUUAGCAUGUGCAAUUGAAAUAGUCAAUGAAAAUUUUAUAAAUGCACUUUUACAAUUUUUGAAUCAUAAUUUGUCUUCAUUUGCUGUGUUACGGUGCUGUCCGGUGUUAAUUAUUCAUAUUAAGCAAUAGUAGUUAGUUGCAACAGAAACUUGUGCUUUGUGUAUGUAUGUAUAUAUAUGAAAAUUAUUAAUUAGUUAUUUGAAAUUAUUUAUAAUUUGUUUGUUGUUGCUACAAGUAUUGUAGAAAACACUCUUUUUCAUAACUUAACAAAUAAAAACAAUUAAUUUUCGAAAAGCUUUCAUUAAUUUUUUACUAAACAGUACUAUAGACAUGUUUCCACUUCUGUUAGUUUUUAUUGCUUCACAACUGCUGAUAGUUUAAGUUAGAGAUUACAAGUUGAAGUCAACGUUAUAAUUUGAUUCUGUGCUUUUAAUAUUUCAUUUGAAUUCUGGUAUUUUACAUUUUGAGAAAUUUUCACCCAUCUGAUCAUAGUAAAGUAAAAGGGCAAACAGAU
This is a messenger RNA of Ciona intestinalis (vase tunicate), 5863 nucleotides long. NCBI's taxonomy places the organism in Eukaryota, Metazoa, Chordata, Ascidiacea, Phlebobranchia, Cionidae. The record is from RefSeq and is a predicted model, not a curated record.